AUGAACUAAUCAAGUUGGUUUUCCCUUGAGGAAGUAGAAUUGCAACAUUAAAUUAUUGCUGCCAAUCCCCCAGUAAUUAAGGAGCGAAAAUUACCAGAAAAAUUAGACAUGGAUUAACUCCUAUCUUAGUACAAAUCAAUUGAAAUAAAUCCGAAUCUGAUCAAAUUUGUAGUUUUUGAGAGUGAAACAACUGAGAAUUCUAAACAGAUCAACUUUAAAUCUAAAAUUAAACUUAAAUGUGAGGAAAGAGAUUUGGAUGGAAGUCUAGCUAAUAAGGGUACAAAUAAUAUUCAGGCCACUAAAAUAUCCAUGGCAUCCAGCAUUCCAUAUAUCUAAGGGUUAAGAUCUGCUUUUCUAUCAAUGAAGGAAGGAGAUGUGGCUUGGUUCAAAUUAUCAAAUGAAUAGAUGUACACAGAAUAAGAAAUUGCAAGUGGAAUUACAGUCCAAACUUUACAAAAAUAUUUCAAAAUAGAAAUAUUAGAAGUCACUCAGCCAGAAAUCCCUCUUGAUCUAACAAGUUUAGAUAAGUAUUAACCUCAUUUAUAUUAAAGUCGACUCAAGUAGAUGGAACUGUUUAAAAUUGAAGGAAAUCAAUUCUACGAAAAGCAGUAGUAUCAAAGUGCGUUAUUGAGAUACUAAAGAGGACUAAACUUUCUAGAAAAAUGGCCUAAAAAAUUUGAAAGCAAUCCUGUAGCUAUUGAAGCCAAAAGAAAUUCUUUGUUGGCGUUAUCAAGUAAUAAGGCUUAAUGUUUGAUAAAGCUGUAAGACUAUAAAUAAGCAAUCUCAGUACUCGAGCCUUUGAUCGGCUAAAUGAGAAACAAAGUAUUUAUUUGAGAUUAAUUAAUAUCUUAGUAAUAUGAGGUUAAGAAUUACUAUAGAUUAAUCAGUUGUUUCCAUGAGACAGAUGAAUAAGUUAAAGCAGAUUUCUAUUACAGACAGGUUACUCAUAUGUGUUAGCUAUCAUAAGAAGAAAAGCAGCUGUUUCAUACUAUCAAAUUCAAGAAAUGA
This is a messenger RNA of Paramecium octaurelia, 1008 nucleotides long. Lineage: Eukaryota; Ciliophora; Oligohymenophorea; Peniculida; Parameciidae. The record is from the annotation of a GenBank genome assembly.